Molecule: messenger RNA, 671 nt
Organism: Melanotaenia boesemani (Boeseman's rainbowfish)
Lineage: Eukaryota; Metazoa; Chordata; Actinopteri; Atheriniformes; Melanotaeniidae
Product: stonustoxin subunit alpha-like
Exons: 3
Coding region: 60-584 (174 amino acids)
Molecular function (GO): protein binding
Source: RefSeq, a predicted model, not a curated record
GAGAACCAUGGCUGAGACCAGGAGGUCUGAGGAAGUAUUCCUGCCCUCUCACCAUCGACAUGAACACAGUGCACAGAAACCUCAAACUGUCUGACAACAACAGGAAGGUGACAUAUGUGGAGGAGCUUCAGUCAUAUCCUGAUCAUCCAGACAGAUUUGAUGAUGAUAACUUGUUUCCUCAGCUGCUGUGUGAAAAUGUUCUGACUGGUAGCUGCUACUGGGAGGCAGAGUGCAGAGGAGACGUUUUAAUAUCAGUGAGUUACAGAGAAAUCAGCAGGAAAGGAGACGUUGGAGAAUGUAGGUUCGGAUACAACGAUCAGUCCUGGAGUCUGGAGUGCUGUGAAAACGGUUACUCAGUCGCUCACGGGGGCAGAUGCACAUCCAUCCCCAUCUCCUCCUCUGUCUCUAACAGAGUAGCAGUGUAUGUGGACUGUCCUGCUGGCUCUCUGUCCUUCUACAGAGUCUCCUCUGACUCACUGAUCCACCUCCACACCUUCAUCACCACAUUCACUCAUCCUCUCUAUGCUGGAUUUGGGAUCUGGUUCUCUGAUUCCUGGUCUGGUUCCUGUGUGUCUCUAUGUUGAGUGUAAAGAGUGUGAUGGUAGCAGAGAAACUCUGACUGGUGAACAGUUUGUACAUGUCUGUCUCUUUCACUCAGAAACAUCUUUUCA